Messenger RNA from Closterium sp. NIES-65, 2763 nucleotides. NCBI's taxonomy places the organism in Eukaryota, Viridiplantae, Streptophyta, Zygnematophyceae, Desmidiales, Closteriaceae. The record is from the annotation of a GenBank genome assembly.
AUGGGUUCCAAACGCGGCGCGAGCAGCCUGGCGGAGUUCCUAUUCGGAGCAGCAGCAGCCACAGCAGCCGGAGGCGGUACUAGUAACUCACCUCCUCCUGUUGUGAGUUUGACGUCACAUGCUGUCAACAUCACUUCAGACGCUGUCCACUGCAUGGAAGCCAUGGCAGCGGCUAGCAAUGACCCACAGGCUGCGGCUAUGGCCGCUAGUAACACUCGGCAAGUCGUCGUCGUCGCCGCACCUGCGGGUCAACACUCUGUUGCCGCCGCUGUUGAUUUCGCCGUCGAUUUUGGCGGGCAGCCACCAAAAACGUUCAGCGCAAUGCUGCCGCCCGCCGCCACCCUGUCGACCACGGGCAGUGGGCUGUUUACCAGCUCUGCCGCCCAGCUCGCGCACUCCUCCCCCUGGGAGGGACCCUCUGCUGCUUCUCAGAAUCAGAAGCACCUGCUCCGCGCAAUGCCCCCCUCUCCGCGGCCAGGGGCGGCUGUCCAUCAGAGCAUAGGUGAGGGGUGGACCAGCAGCCUCUUUUCCACAGCUACGCAGGCGCGAGCGUCCCUAGGGAUCUCCGCCAACUCCGCUAAUGGUGGCGGCGGCGCUGCUGCUGCUGCGGCUGCUGCUGCGGCUGCUGCUGCGGCUGCUGCUCUUCCUGCUGCUGCUGCUUCUGCUGCUGCUGCUUCUGCUGUUGCUGCUGAUGCUGGUCCUCGUGUUGCCGCUGCUGCCUCUGCUGCCGGUGGAGAGGCUUACAUAGCUGGAUCAGCUCAGCCGAAGCGGGCGGCUGGGCACGUAAUUGCACCAGCUGGGCCAACUUGGGCGGCUGCUGGGGCAGCAGGGAUUGCUGGGGUGGCUGAAGGCUUGGGCGAAGAUGACGUGUCGCCGGGGGAACUCGCCUUAGAUUGGGGCUGGAAGGCGGCACCUGAGAGGGGGUCGCAUGCGGCGAUGGGGAGGAGGGGGAGCAGUGGCGUGAGAGGGAUGGGUGCAAGGAGCUGGGGGGAUGGGUGGAGUGGGAGGAGUGGAUGGAGUGGAAGGAGCGGAUGGAGUGGAAGGAGUGGGAUGUGCGGAAGGAGUGGGUGGAGUGGGAAGGUUGGGGCCAAGUCAGCGCGGCGUGAACUCCCAGACCUAAACGACCCUGCUGAGGAGACGGCUGGGGAGAGAGGGGCUGCGGAGGGAGGGGAUCGGGAGAGAGGGGGUGGGGAAAGAGGGGGUGGGGAAAGAGGGGGUGGGGAAAGAGGGGGUGGGGAAAGAGGGGGUGGGGAAAGAAGGGGUGGGGAAAGAGGGGGUGGGGAAAGAGGGGUUGGAAAUAGAGGCGUUGGAAAAAGAGGCGUUGAGGAGGGAGGGCUGGACCUGAAUGCACCUGGUUUUGUUGGAGAGGGAAGGCGGUGUCAGCUUGACGUUGGUCAACAGCGGUCAACAGUUUUUGGGCGUUUGUUGCCCAACCAAGCGGAUCAGGCAGGCCCGUUCGGUCAAGGUGAUAGCCAGCCCGGUCAACUUGGUCAACGUGGUCAAGGUGGUGAGCGUGGUCAACUUAGUCAGCAGCAUGUUGCUGGCUCAUCCAGGAAGCAGGACGAUUCACAAGAGCUGCACUCCCAGCAGUGCCUCAGCAUCUCAAGUAAGGGAGUAGCUGUGAUGCCGCCACCCCGGCAGCAAGUCACUGUGGGAAGAAGCCUUCUAACAGAGACUUCUGAGGCGACUCAGGAACAGUUGCAGCAGACUGGAGUGGGGAAGGACCUGCUGUCAGAGAUUCGCCUGUGGCAGAAACAGAUGGAGGAGGAGCAGGGUGCGAGCAGGAAGGCCCGGUUGGUGGAAUCUCGAGCCUGGGGAGCAGAUUCCCCAGCCUGGAGAGCAGAUUCUCGAACCUGGAAAGCAGAUUUCCGAGCUUGGGGAGCGGAUUCUCAAGCCAGGGGAGCAGAUUCCCGAGCCUGGGGAACGGACUCCAGGCUGUACGGUCAAAGUGGGUGUGACUCGCUGAGUGCCUCUCUAUUUCCUCAGGUGCGCUCCCGCUCGUGGGCAUCGUUCCAUACUGCUGCUGCUACUACUGCCCAUCCUGCUGCUGCGACAGCUGGUGCGGCUGCUGCGGCUUCCACUGCUGCUGCUGCCGGCUCUGCAGCAGAUGGGGCUCGUUUCGACAGCAGGAAGCGGUCCAAGACGUGGGGUGGCCAAGGCGAUGACUGGCUCCUUCCUUCACCUCACACCCCACCGCACUCCCGGAACGUUUUCGACCCCCUGGCUGAAUCCAUGGCGUCUGCUGCUGCUGACGCGGCACUGCCAGCUCAGCAAGGUGCAAUGUUCUCCACAGGGUGUUAUUCGGAGCGCGGCAUGGGAAGGAGGUGGAGUCGCCUUGCACCUGUCUGUGGUGACGAACUUGCCACUCAGAUUGCAGCUCUUGCUGCUGCUGAUGCCAAUGCUGAAGCCGCAGCAGAGUUCACUGCAGGCAUCGGUGCAAAUGUUUCCACGAUUAAGAUGCCAAGUGUUGGGAACUCACUCGACAAACUUCCAGAGCAGCAUGAGUACCCACUGCCAGGGGUUGUCAGCCCGCUCACCCAAAAAGUUGCAGAACUGCUUGACAACAGACCGUUUUUUGUGAGCGGGCCUGAUGAUGAUUGUAGCUUGCUGGCUCCCUGGAGUGAAAGCCAAGGGAUGGAUAGGGCUUGGCAAGGGGUUGGAGGAGGGGUUGAGAAUAAGUUUAAGUGCAGCAGGUGCGACAGGGCGUUCCCUACAGGCCAGGCUCUGGGGGGGCAUAUGCGGAAGCACUACGCAAAGAAGUAA